This is a messenger RNA of Hymenoscyphus albidus, 3426 nucleotides long. The record is from the annotation of a GenBank genome assembly. Lineage: Eukaryota; Fungi; Ascomycota; Leotiomycetes; Helotiales; Helotiaceae.
AUGGCCACCGCAGUUGAGGCAACUGCCAAAGCCUUGGAGACAGCAACCAUCUCCAAAACCAAGGAGUUGAAGGGUGCAAGUACCCCGCUAUCCCCACCAACGACCCCAUACUGACUGAGUGUUUUGCAGACAGAAAAAAGAGACACCCUCAUUGCGAUUGAGAAAAAGUACCAAGCAAAAUGGCAGGAAGAUGGUGUAUUCGAACCCAAUGCGCCAACCACCAGCGAGGUGCCCCUCGAUUCUAUUACCGCCACCGAGUUGCGCAAGCAAACCCCCAAGUUCUUUGGUACAAUGGCAUAUCCAUACAUGAACGGAACUUUACAUGCAGGCCACAGUUUCACGGCGAGUAAAAUCGAGUUCGGUACUGGUUUUGCGCGGAUGCAAGGAAAGAGAAGUUUGUUUCCCUUAGGCUUCCAUUGCACUGGUAUGCCUAUCAAGGCAUGUGCAGAUAAACUUAUAAACGAAAUCAAGUUAUUUGGUCAGGAAUUCGAGCGAUAUUCAGACGACGACGUCGUGGAGGAGAAGAAACCUGCAGCAGAUGCACCAGCCGCCAACGAAGAUGUCUCGAAAUUCAAAGCAAAGAAAGGAAAGGCAGCGUCCAAGGUAGUCAAGAUGAAGUACCAAUUUCAGAUCAUGAAAGCCUUAGGAAUACCUACCUCGGAGAUCUAUCGAUUUUCAGACCCACAGUAUUGGUUGGAAUAUUUCCCUCCUCUAUGCAAGCGGGAUCUUACCAACUUCGGAGCACGAAUUGACUGGCGAAGAUCUUUUGUUACGACAGACGCAAACCCAUAUUAUGAUGCAUUUGUAAGAUGGCAGAUGAACCGACUGAAGGAGUUGCAGAAAAUCAAGUUUGGAAAGCGAUACACAAUUUACUCGCCAAAGGACGGACAGCCUUGUAUGGACCACGAUCGUAGCGAGGGAGAGGGUGUUGGCCCACAGGACUACACAGCUCUAAAACUAAAAGUCAAGGAGUGGGCACCGGAAGCUGGAGAGGCCAUCAAAGGCAAGGUUCCUGAGGGGUCUGAUGUAUUUUUCGUUCCUGCGACUCUUCGACCAGAAACUAUGUAUGGACAAGUCUGUUGUUUUGUGGGGCCAACGAUCAAAUAUGGCGUUUUCAAGGUUUCUGAGAAGGAAUAUUUUGUGAUUACUGAUCGAGCAGCUCGAAACAUGGCUUAUCAAGGCAUCUUCCCUGAAAAUGGCGUUUUUGAGAAGGUUGCGGAGUUGGUUGGUUCGUCUUGCGUUGGUACUCUUGUGAACGCCCCUCUUUCCGUUCACAAAGAAGUUAGAAUCCUUCCAAUGGAGUCGGUUCUUCCAACAAAAGGUACAGGAGUCGUUACUUCGGUUCCAUCUGACAGUCCAGAUGAUUUUGCUACGGUCACAGAACUUGCAAAGAAGGCAGAUUAUUAUGGUAUCAAGAAGGAAUGGGUAGAUUUGGAGAUCAUUCCAAUCAUCGAAACACCAUCUUAUGGUCAACUCACCGCACCUUUCCUCGUCAAAAAGAUGAAGAUCUCUUCGCCAAAAGACACCAAGCAGCUCGAGGAAGCCAAAGCUCUUGCCUAUAAAGAAGGUCACUUCCAAGGUAUCAUGGUGCAUGGUGAGUUUACCGGGGACAAAGUAGAGGAUGCCAAACCAAAGGUUCGCCAACAGCUUAUUGAUGCUGGUGAUGGAUUUGCGUAUUCCGAGCCGGAGAAGAAAGUUAUCAGCAGAUCAGGAGAUGACUGCUGCGUCGCGUUAAUGAACCAGUGGUACAUUGACUAUGGAGAAGAGAGCUGGAAGCAAGUUGCCUUGAAACAUGUGGACAACAAGGAUGGAGAGGGUUUGAACACCUACACCGCCGAGACGAAGAAUGGUUAUGAAGGUGUUCUAAAUUGGCUCAACCAAUGGGCUUGUGCUAGAACCUACGGUCUUGGAUCUAAGCUCCCCUGGGACCCUCAAUUUUUGGUUGAGAGUUUGAGUGACAGCACGAUCUAUAUGGCUUACUACACAAUUGCACAUUUCCUCCACAAAGACAUUUUUGGGAAAACACCCGGUUCAGCAGGUAUUGGUCCAGAAAAGAUGACUGACGAAGUCUGGGACUAUGUCUUUGCUCGUCGCGAGUUGGGUGACGAGGUCUUGAAUUCUGGGAUUUCAAAAGAAUGGAUUGCCUCAAUGCGAAGAGAAUUCGAGUAUUGGUACCCAUUGGACCUUCGAGUUUCAGGAAAGGAUCUCAUUCCCAACCAUCUUACUUUCUUCCUCUACAUCCACCUUGCCAUUUUCACGCCUGAAUACUGGCCAAAGGGUGUUCGUGCCAACGGACAUUUACUAUUGAACGGAGAGAAGAUGAGUAAGUCGACCGGAAACUUCAUGACUUUGGACGACAUGGUCAAGAAAUACGGCGCAGAUGCAAGCAGGAUUGCUUUAGCAGAUGCUGGAGAUGGAGUUGCCGAUGCCAAUUUCGAAGAAGAUGUUGCUGAUAACAACGUUCUCCGUCUCUUUACUCUUCGCGAAUGGAUUGAAGAGCAAGUCAAAGAACAAGAUAGUCUUCGUACAGGCCCUAAGAAUGACUUCCUGGAUGCCCUCUUCGAGAAUGAAAUGAAUACACUUGUCGACGAAGCUCGGGGUCACUAUGAAGAAACCAACUACAAACUCGCCCUUCAAUCUGCACUUUACAACUUUACUUCAGCUCGUGACUUCUACCGUGAAGCUUCUGCUGCAGCCGGCCUCAAGAUGCACAAGGACCUUGUCUUCAAGUACAUCGAACUUCAAGCCCUCCUACUUACCGUCAUCGCCCCUCAUUGGUCCGAGUACAUCUGGCUCGAGGUCCUCAACAAACCAUCCACCAUCCAAAACGCCCUUUAUCCAGUGGUACCAGCACCCGUCGCAGGCUUGUCAGCGGCAAGAGUUUACGUUCGUGUUACAUCCUCAAAUAUCACUUCUGCUGAGGCAGCUUCACAAAAGAAGAAGGCCAAAGGCAAGGAUAUUGGCUACGAUCUCACCAAACCCAAGAAACUCACAAUUUUCGCUGCUGCAAAAUUCCCAGCUUGGCAAGAGAAAUAUAUUGAUUUGGUUCGAGAGGCGUGGAACCCAACGACUAAAUCCGUCAAUGAUAAGGAACUCAAUGGAAAGAUAUCCAAGAUGGGAGAGAUGAAGAAAGCUAUGCCUUUCGUUCAAGGUCUCAAGAAGCGUCUUGUAGGCGGCGAGUCACCGGAAAAUGUCUUUGAGCGUAAACUUGCUUUUGACGAGAUAUCCACUUUGAAGAACAUGAUUCCUGGUCUCAAGAAGGCAGCGGGUCUUAAGGAGGUUGAUAUCGUGAGUGUAGGAGAGGGGGGUAAGACUGGAAAGGUUGUCGGUGGUGACGGAGAGGGUAAGGAUACCGAGGCUUUACCUCCAAAUGCUGAGGCCGCUGUUCCUGGGGUUCCAACUUGCCAUUUUGAGAACGUGGAGUAG